AUGCCGCUGAAGAUUGCUUAUCACGAGCUUGGGCUCCUCUGUCAAGACAGCAAGAAACUGAAAAGUAGUAUUAAUGAUACCCAGAUUAUCAACAACCUGGACUUUGAAUACUGGUUUCCUUUCCAUGGCCGGCCACAACCAUGGGGCCAUCUCCUGUCAGGUGCAAAUUUGACAUUUUUGAGUUCUGAUCAUCCCAGCCUUCCAGAAAGCAUACAAGAAAACACACCGUUUAUACUUCGAAUCACAAGUAUUUAUCAGAUAGCUUUGGAUUCUCUUAAAACGACUUCUGUGGAGCAUGAGGAUGCUGGAAUUAGUCAAGAAGACAAUAAUAAGCUGGUCUUAAAGACCAUUCAAGAUGUGCUAAAAGAAAAACUGCAUAAAAAAGGUGUUCAUAUUUUGACUGGAUUGGAAAAAUACUUAAAACAAUUGGACAAGGAAGGAAAUGGACUUUUAGAUAAGGCAGAUUUUAAGCAAGCUCUAAAAGUAUUUCAUUUAGAAGUGUCUGAAAAGGAUUUUGAGUCAUUGAGGCUGCUUUUGAAUGGCAAUUGCAAUGACAAGUUUGAUUAUGGAGAAUUCACACGUACCAUUAUUGGUGAAAUGAAUGAAUAUAGGAACUCGUUUGUUCGAAAGGCAUUUAUUAAACUGGAUUUCAAUAAAACUGGCAGUGUGCCUAUUACAGACGUAAGAAAAUGGUAUUCUGCAAAGAAGCACCCGCAAGUAAUUUCAGGUCAUUCCACAGAAGAAGAAAUCAAAUCAUCUUUUCUAGAAACAUUAAAAGAUGCUUGCAGCAAGUCUGAUGAAGUGUCAUAUUGUGAAUCUGAAGAUUACUAUGAAGGUGUAAGUAUAGGGAUAGUAGAUGAUACAGAUUUUGUUACUAUCUUGCAGACUCCGUGGGGGGUUUAG
Molecule: messenger RNA, 903 nt
Organism: Choloepus didactylus (southern two-toed sloth)
Lineage: Eukaryota; Metazoa; Chordata; Mammalia; Pilosa; Megalonychidae
Product: calcyphosin-2-like
Exons: 3
Coding region: 1-903 (300 amino acids)
Molecular function (GO): calcium ion binding
Source: RefSeq, a predicted model, not a curated record